UUGAAAUAGCAAGUGCGAAGAAUUAACAGGUCCAUGAGGAUGCGUUUUGGGUUCCUCUUGGUGACACUUUUCAAAUUUCCCGCCAAACCGAAUUUAGUCUAUUUUCUAUUGCCGGUGAUUCACCAGCUGAUCGACUGACGAAUCAGGCGAUUUCAAGGUCAAGGUCAAGGUCAACCCAGCAGAUCAACGUUUUGUGUUUACCAAUUUGACCGAUGAAUUCCGUCUUUUUUCGCUUUAUGAAGGCGUAACAAGAUAUAAAAUCACAAUGGACAGACCGAGUAGAGUUUCUUCUAGCCCUUUCAUGCGGCCUACAUCGCAAAGCAUGGCUGCAGCACCUUCUGCAGGGCCACAAAACAAGGGUCUAAAAGGCGUCAUUGCUGGUGGCUUUACCGGUGGUAUUGAGGUAUGCAUCACAUUUCCAACAGAAUACGUCAAGACCCAGCUUCAACUUGAUGAGAAAGCAGGAACAAGUAAAAAAUAUACAGGCCCCAUUGAUUGUGUAAAAAAGACUGUAAAAUCACAUGGGGUUAGAGGAUUGUAUCGAGGUCUCAGUGUUCUGUUAUAUGGUUCUAUACCAAAGUCUGCUGUUAGGUUUGGAACUUUUGAAGCACUCAAGAAAAGGAAUGUCGAUGAAAAUGGAUUCCUGCCAACAAACAGAAAAUUAUUAUGUGGUCUCGGUGCUGGUGUUAGUGAAGCCAUUUUUGCUGUGACACCCAUGGAAACUGUCAAAGUCAAAUUCAUUGACGAUCAGACGUCUAAAAAUCCAAAGUUCAGAGGAUUCUUUCAUGGAGUAAGAUCAAUAAUUAAGCAGCACGGUUUUAAAGGAGUGUAUCAAGGUUUAACACCCACCAUGAUGAAGCAAGGAUCAAACCAAAUGAUUCGUUUCUAUGUUGUCGAGUCAUUAAAGGAUGUGUAUAAGAAGGGAGAUAAGGAUAAGCCAGUACCCAAGCUUUUAACAGGGUGUUUUGGUGCUGUGGCUGGGGCCUGUUCAGUGUAUGGUAAUACACCCAUUGAUGUCAUCAAGACGAGGAUGCAGGGUCUUGAGGCUCACAAGUACAAAAACACCUUUGAUUGUGCUUACCAGAUCAUGAAGCAUGAAGGGCCAAGAGCCUUCUACAAGGGAACGGUUCCACGAUUAAGUCGCGUCUGUCUGGAUGUUGCCAUCACAUUUAUGCUUUACGAUUCAAUCAUGGAGCUAUUCCAUAAAGUCUGGAAAUAGUCAUUUCUGCCAUGAUAUCUAGAGACUCAAAGAGGAAGCAAUCAGCGUACAAGCCCAGUAAUGCUCUGUGUGACCUUUGUAUUGGUAAAACUAACAGUAUAAGGUACAUCAAGACCUGUGAACAAGAGUUUGGUAUUGUAACCCGCAUUUCUGUCAUUUGGAGCAAAACUGAUUGUCGUCUGCCCUUACCGGCUUGCACCAGGUGAAAUAUUGUCUUAGUUGUCUUGCUCACUGAUAGUUCAGCCUGAGGGCAUAGUUAAAUCGGUUCCUGGUCGUCUCACAGAUGGCAGCACAGCAAAGACAGUCUCGUCUGCCAUGUUGGUAUCACGUCACAUGCACUUGCUUGGAAUGUUCAAUUUCAUUUGUGAUGUGUUGCUUGUAACUCUAUAGAUUAUAAAUCACAAAAAAGAAGUUGCAAAGUAGUGACAGAUUGAUUUGUAGAAUCUUGUGUAUAUUGGUGUCCACGGUUGAUAAAUGUAUUGGUUUACCUUAGAAAUAUCCAGUACAUGCUUACCUCGAGAGGAAAAGACUACUACACAGAAGAAGCAGUUUUAUUCCAGUAUACCCCUCCAACACUAUGAUGGUGGGGCCUUGCUCUUUUGAAGGUAAAAUGAUCUCUUUGUCCAUCGUGAUGUCAGUAAAUGAAGAACUGCUGCUCAUUGAGAAAAACUGAUCCAAAUUUCUUUUGAGAUGUGUUACGGCAUUGAAUUCAGCGACUAACUGGAAGAUCCCCAGGGACCAGCUAGUUGCAGUAAGAGUGGGCUGCAUACCACACAUAUUCAUUUAGUUUUUGCCUGAUAUUUUAGUUCAAAACCCUUUGGACAUUCGUUGAUCUUAAAUUGUUUUAAAGUUACACAUGUAAGUGCUUUUGGUUGUGGUAUGUGGUUACAUGUGUGACAGUUUUUAGUUGUAAAGCAAAUUGUUAGCAUUUAUGACAUACCGGUAAUGUUAGCUUGUAGAUUAAAAAUUGAUUUAAAGAAAUUGCACAAAAACACUGGAUUAAGGUUAUGAACCAUUAAAAGUUUAAAACAUACUUUAAUGUUAAUUAACAUGUAAUGUGCUAAAUGUUGUAAAGGCCUUUUGGCAUUGCCAUAAUAAAAGGCCUGAAAAGGUUGAUGUAAACAAAGGUUGUGGUAUAUACAUGUAGUUAUGUAUUUUAGUAGGCAGUUUAAGAAGUUUUAUUUCUGGUUUGUUUGUCUUAUUUUGAAAUCAUGAAUUGUGUUAUUACUUCAUGUAGCUGAAACAAAUAUUUUGAGUGUCAUUGCAAUAUGCUAAAACCGACAACUUGGUGUCCCUGUUGGGCACUAUCAGAAUGCAAUACCAUGUGUCCCGAUGUGUCACCGAGUCAGUAAUGCUAAUGCAUUAAUGCAUUUUGGGUUUUUGUACAGGUUGAGAUGGAGGAACCUUUACAAAGUUGUGCAAAUUCAGAUAACAUGUAUUUUACCCCUGUCAAGACAGUGUGCUUUCUCAAUGAUAACAAUAAAUGAAAGUGAGCUGGUCCAAUGAGCUUCAUUGUAUCACAGAUGUAUUCAUAAUCUGCUAGUAUUCAUGAUUUAAGAUUCCCUUCUGGUUAUUUUCACUACCUCAUGUGACCUCAGAGAGACUGAUAUAUUGUAUAAUAGAAAGGGAAUCUCCUCACUCAUGGAUUCGAAUACUAGUAUCCAUAAGUUCAUUCCAAUGCAAGUCUCUGUUUAUAGUAAAAAAUUAAAAAACAUAUUGCUUUUGCAUCCAUUUGCUAAUGAAAGGCACAGCUUCUCUUCCUGCUCCUUCGUAAUAUCAUUUAUUUGUGUUUUCAAUUCAAGAAAACUACAAAUUCUCUGUUGAUUUAAGUAACAAAUUUUAUAACUUAGGGUAAAUAACUCAAUGUUGAAUUUUGCAUGUAUGAUGCAAAUGGUUUUAGAAAUGUUAAUCAGAUAAAAUUUAUUCAAGGAAGUGGUUACUCUAUGGUUGUUGUAGGAAAAUAGUAACGCAAUAUUCAAAUCAAGAUAAUACUAAUUUGUAAUGAUUCAUUCAUGGACUGUUAUUAUGAUUCUACUACAAAUGAUGUAAUGGGACUAAUAUCCUGAUCGAUGAGUUGACAAGAUUCUACUUAACCAUUUCAGAGGCUGCGGCUCCUUGGUACUGCAGCCCAUACCAAAUCGAUCACAGCUACAUGUAUUCUAAUCUAGAGAAGUUUAGCUUUCAAACGGCAUGCUUCAUUAAUGGAAAGCUGAGACAAUCAGGCAAGAGUUGUCAAUUUUCCAUGAACAAUGUCCCAAGUAUAAGUAUGGAUCUGUAGUAUGUUAACGUCGCUGUUGUGUGAUUAACAACAUUUUAGUGUCAUGAUGCUAUAGAUUGCAUGUAUGAAUGUUUGUAAAGUUCUGUCUGAUCCGAAGAAAAUAAAUAUGCUCAUAAUUGCUAGGGAAUAAAUAAUUUGAAAUGAACUGAAAUAAAAAGUGAAAUUUAUAU
Molecule: messenger RNA, 3667 nt
Organism: Lineus longissimus
Lineage: Eukaryota; Metazoa; Nemertea; Pilidiophora; Heteronemertea; Lineidae
Product: tricarboxylate transport protein, mitochondrial-like
Exons: 7
Coding region: 266-1219 (317 amino acids)
Biological process (GO): mitochondrial citrate transmembrane transport
Cellular component (GO): mitochondrion
Molecular function (GO): citrate secondary active transmembrane transporter activity
Source: RefSeq, a predicted model, not a curated record